CGUCAACAAGCUUCAGUAGGCGACGGACUUCGAAGGGGUGGGUGUUGCUGAGCGAGUGAGGUCCUUCCUAACAACACGAGCAGGUGUUGGGUCCAGCUGUGACAGCCAGCAUGUCGAAUUUCAGAGCAGUCUGGUCGAACUUUGGGAUUGAAGUUCUCACAGUAUCCUUUUAGACUUCUGUGGCGCCUCCUUGUCACGCAUGAGGAGAGAGCACCACCCGUGGAAGGUAACGGAAGGAAAGGCGAAGCGAUAUGAAGAAUUUUAAGAUACGGGAAACAAUGAGACUUCUCACAGAAACCAUGCACGCAAUUUCACCGCUUCAUCGUACGGACCAGUUGCCAGUAAAAAAGCGUUAUUCCAAGGCUUAUAUUCGGUGUUAUACAUGUAGAAGGAAAAGCAUUGAAAACAAAUUAACAGGACACCUCAUUUUCGGCGAGGCGGAAUGCACGCUCUGCAACCUGAACGUUAUAGCAUGCCGCACGUUCCAGGAUGUGACCACGGAUUCUGCAAAUAGAGUCUGUAAUCAUAGGUUUGAAUUUAAUAAACCCUUCGACCAUCUGUACAGCGAGGUAUCACAAAACAUCAAGAGAAGGAAAUCCGGUGAAUCCCAGGCCAUCGCAGUCGCUAAGGGACUUGAAACUUACCUGUCAAAACUCGGGCGGUUGGAGGACCAAGAGCCUUGGAUGUCGGCCAUUUUGCGAUCCAGGGAAAUGAUCAAGGAAAUCCGGCUUCGGGGAACUGCUCCUUCGAACGAGUUGAACAACAACGAAAAUAUCCCGGGUGGUUAUGCGUUCAGCCAUUCGGACGGCCCGUACUCCACGCCCUUCAGAGAAAACGGGAAGUGCGUCCUACCAAUAAAAUUAUAUAGAGUAAGGAACUGCGAUUUGCCUGAAUGUUCGGAAGCCAAGGGCAGUCCGGCGGAAUCUCUGUAUUGCAUCGCAGAAGGAGAGUCAACCAAGGAACCUCGUGUACACAAGCCGCUCUUCGAAACGCAGCCGUCCUCUGCCCCGACGCUGCCUGCUGGAACGUCCUCCUCGUCGUCGGCACCGCGGGCGACGCCCCACAAGACGCUACCGAGGAAGCCUUCGGGACCGCAGGCGACGCCUCGCGGGACACACCCGACGGCGAGAUCGGCUCCCGAAAAAAACGAAGUAGUCGUGACCGGCUUCCUGGACACGCCUACGGACGGCUACUACUACGUGAGCCGCCGUGCCCUCGAGGAGUGCCCGAUGUGCUACGCCGCGCUGUGCCCCUCGAGGUUCACUGUCAACGUCCAGACCUUCCUCCUGACGACGGUGUGCAUCGCCUGCGGGCUCACCAUCUACCUGGUCUUCGAACCCCCAGACGGUUCGGCGCCCAGGGUGGCCAUAGUGACGGAGGACCAGCGCCUCAGGAUGGCCAGACCCAGCACGAAAGGCAGUGGGAAGGAGGAAACUAACAAACCCAGCACGAAAGGCAGUGGGAAGGAGGAAACUAACAAACCCAGACGCCCUUUUACCAUGCAGUCGGAUUAAACGCGCGAGGGAAGUAGGGCGUGUCAUGCAUACUGGAUUUAUUAUAAUUUAUUCUUUUAUUGCAUCAGGAACUCGUUAAUAAACCCACGCGAAUUGCGGUAUUUUUAUUUUUUUAUCGGCAUGACUGUACCAAAGGAUUGGCUCUAUAUGUUUGUGUAUUUUAACUGCAUGACGAGAAAAUGUCUUUAUCAUGUAGAAUGAUUGUUUAUAUUGUAAGUAGUAUUGUAUUAAGGUGUAGAACAAAGAGUUUUAUGAUAAAUAUAUGAUAAUUUCCCCCUCCUCCCUUUAAAAUAAAGUUUCUUUUAAUCAA
This is a messenger RNA of Penaeus monodon (black tiger shrimp), 1824 nucleotides long. RefSeq lists its product as uncharacterized. Lineage: Eukaryota; Metazoa; Arthropoda; Malacostraca; Decapoda; Penaeidae. Bases 252 to 1514 code for a protein of 420 amino acids. The record is from RefSeq and is a predicted model, not a curated record. The transcript has 3 exons.